AUGGAUCAUAAGGAAGAGCAACAAACUAGUGAACAUGUUCCGGAAGAAAGCCUCGAAGAACCAACGGAGGUUCAUAUCAGAACUAUCAUAGUGGUGGCCGCCGUGUGCUUAACGAGCUCUGCCCAACUUAUUUCUAUUGUGGGCGGCGGUAUACUCGCUCGAGCUAUGGCAACCGUGCUUGGUGACCCUACUGUAUCGCAGUGGUUCGGAACUAUCAAGAACAUAUUGACCUUGGUCACUAUCCUUCCAGUCUCACAAGCUGCAGAUUUUUGGGGCCGAAAAUGGUUCAUUUUGAUCUGUAAUUCACUUGGUGUAAUUGGAUAUUUAAUCGUCUCCCGGUCCGAAAAUAUGACUACAGUUAUAGUCGGCUUUGUUAUCGGCAGCGCCGCCUUUGGUUGUCAGUCUUUAGCUUAUGCUAUACCUUCGGAAGUCUUGCCUCGCAAGUAUCGUGGUUAUGGCCAAGCUGCAGCAAACAUAUCAGGUGGAUUGGGAGCUACAAUUGCAGUACUUAUGGGCACUGCUCUUACGAAACACAACCCCGAUGGCUGGAGGACAUACUGGUACAUCUGCGUUGGCGUCUACUUUCUCAGUAUUGUAUGCGUCCAAUUUGGCUACAACCCUCCACCACGUGAACUCGAGACUACAAUGACUACAACACAGAAACUUCGGACAAUGGACUGGAUUGGAAGCUUACUUAUUGGAAUAAGCUUGGUCCUCAUUUGUAUGGGUCUCCAAUGGGCUGGCAAUCCAUACAGAUGGUCAAAUAUACACGUUCUCGCACCCUUGGUUAUUGGGAUCUGCUUUCUUUUUGCCUUUGGGCUGUGGGAGUGGAAAGGUACUAGUGAAGGCAUACUCAACCAUCGCUUAUUCCAACACCGAAACUUGCCCCUUUCCCUCCUACUCUUCUUUACAGAAGGCCUGACUUUCCAGACGGUCAACAAUUACUUCGUUUUCAAUAUAUCUACGAUCUCUCAUAUCGACUCAUGGAGUAGCGGUCUUCGAUUUAUCGUUAUAUUUAUCACCUCCGUUGUUAUCGCCUUUGUCGCAGGCGCUUAUAUUACGUUUCGGAAGAGAGUCCGAGAGACUUUGGUGUGCGGGUUCCUUUUCGUCACCACUUUCUGUAUCCUCAUGGCAUUCUAUAAAGAAAGCCUCCCACUAGCCAAUGGCUUUGGCUAUGCGGUCCUUAGUGGAACAGGGCUUGGGGUCAUCUUGACUGGUACGAUUGUAGCUGCACAGAUGGGUACUCCUCCGGAGAUGAUAUCCCUCAGUACAGCACUCCCCUUGGCCACAAGAUCCCUUGGAGGCGCGAUCGGCCUCGCUAUUGACAAUGCAAUUUACAGCAACACUCUCGACGACAAUCUUUCCAAGAAAAUCGCCGAAGCAGUGUUGCCACUUGGAUUCAAUGCAAACAGCUUAGGAGACCUGAUCAAAGUUCUCCUAUCGAAUUCGCCGGCUGUCAACCAAAUCUCUGGCAUCACGCCACAGAUUCUCGCUGCUGCUAAACAUGGAUUAGAUGAGGCGUACAAAAUGUCCUUUAAAAAUCUUUGGACUUCCGCGGCUUGCUUUGCUGCUGUUGGCGUCAUCGGUUCGGUGUUCAUUUCGGAAACACAGUCUGAGUUCACAGAGUCGAUCGAUGCUCCUGUCGAGACCAAGCUGCUAGGAAAAGUGGAGAAAUACUAG
Molecule: messenger RNA, 1680 nt
Organism: Bipolaris victoriae FI3
Lineage: Eukaryota; Fungi; Ascomycota; Dothideomycetes; Pleosporales; Pleosporaceae
Exons: 3
Coding region: 1-1680 (559 amino acids)
Biological process (GO): transmembrane transport
Molecular function (GO): transmembrane transporter activity
Source: RefSeq, a predicted model, not a curated record